Molecule: messenger RNA, 333 nt
Organism: Ilex paraguariensis (yerba mate)
Lineage: Eukaryota; Viridiplantae; Streptophyta; Magnoliopsida; Aquifoliales; Aquifoliaceae
Source: the annotation of a GenBank genome assembly
GAUGUAAAGAGCAUCAGGGUUUUCUGCAAAGUGAGGGAGGUGGUGUCUGUCAGAUCAGGCAGACUGGUGUUGCAUCAGAAAAUCCCUGCUGUUUCUGAAAUUUGUGCAGGAACAAGGUGGAUACCAGAGAUGUCUGCUGAGAAGGGUUUUUCAUUGAUUAGGCAAUUGACUGUUGAGAAUUCAGAGGGUGUUGUCUGUUAUAAAGAGUCAGUGCUGCAUUGGUUUGCUUUUGAGCUUGGAGCUGUUAGUCUCAAGGCAUGGAGCUGGACUGCAGGAUCUUCUCCUAUCUUUAGAAGGCAGGGAGCUGGGGGAAUGCUUGGAGCUGGAUUAUAG